This is a messenger RNA of Priapulus caudatus, 675 nucleotides long. Lineage: Eukaryota; Metazoa; Priapulida; Priapulimorpha; Priapulimorphida; Priapulidae. The record is from the annotation of a RefSeq genome assembly.
AUGAUAAGUGGUUUGUUUUCUAUUUUUGAUCCAUCAACAGGUUUUGGGUUAUCUUUAAAUUGAAUUGCUUUACUCAUUGGUUUAUGCUUUUUACCACUAUCCUUCUGAGUGUUACCCACACGUUGAAUAGUAAGCUGAAGUAUAAUUAACAAAACGGUUUUAAAAGAAUUAAGAUCUCUCUUUAGCUCUUCUUCCCCAUCAGGAAUAAGUGUUUUGGUACUAGGCCUAUUUUGAUUUAUUAUUUUUAGAAAUUUCUUAGGGUUGUUUCCCUAUGUUUUUACUAGUACCGCUCAUAUUUUAGUAACUCUGAGCCUUGCUUUUCCAAUAUGAAUAGGUUUUAUAUUAUUCGGUUGACUUACACGCCCCAUUGAUAUAUUAGCUCAUUUAGUCCCAGAAGGAACUCCCACAAUUUUAAUAAUAUUUAUAGUUUGCAUUGAAACAAUUAGAAACCUAAUCCGCCCAAUCACACUCUCUGUCCGACUAGCAGCAAAUAUAAUUGCCGGACACCUUCUUUUGACGCUUUUAGGAAGCCAAGGAGUGAGAGCUAGUAUAGUUAUUUUAACUCUUAUUCUAGUGACUCAGUUCUUUCUACUUCUUUUAGAAGCUGCAGUAGCAGUUAUCCAAUCCUAUGUUUUUGUAGUUUUAACAACUUUAUACUCAGCAGAAGUUUAUUAA